This is a messenger RNA of Eurytemora carolleeae, 1265 nucleotides long. Its product is annotated as sodium-dependent proline transporter. Bases 78 to 1265 code for a protein of 395 amino acids. The record is from RefSeq and is a predicted model, not a curated record. Lineage: Eukaryota; Metazoa; Arthropoda; Copepoda; Calanoida; Temoridae. Gene Ontology annotation, cellular component: membrane. The transcript has 14 exons. Gene Ontology annotation, biological process: sodium ion transmembrane transport.
CCUUUUCUCUCUCCCUACACUCAAUCUGGUAUCUACCUAUCUCUAUUAUACAGCAUGGAGGCCUGGCGUUCUUAUUAAUGUACUUCCUUGUACUUCUCCUGGUUGGAGCUCCAGCCCUUCUUCUAGAGAUGUUCCUGGGCCAGUAUUCAGGAUUGGCCCCUAUGAGGCUAUUUAGACACCUUUGCCCAAUUCUAUCUGGACUAGGACUUACUAUUUUUGUACAGGCAGCUGUACGACUUUUCCUGGAGCUAGGAGUACUAAGUUGGUCCGGGCAAACAUUAUUCCUAGUUUUCUCUCAACAAAACAUUAGGGACGGAUUCUUCUAUCGUGAUGUACUGAACAAGGAUAAAGGAGAUCUUGAAGAGUUGGGAUCUGUCAGUGGAGAGCUGUGUCUCGUUCUAGGAAUAGGAACAGUUCUAAUCUUUAUACUUGUCACCAUAAUAAUAAUUGUUCAGAUCUGUGGAUCCUGUAUUGCAGAUGGUGGUUUACAGGGAGUAACCAUGUUGUUGACACCAAACUGGAUAAAGUUGACCGAUCCUACAGCUUGGCUGGAGGCUACUUCACAGGUAGAUAAGUUGACCGAUCCUACAGCUUGGCUGGAGGCUACUUCACAGGUAGAUAAGUUGACCGAUCCUACAGCUUGGCUGGAGGCUACUUCGCAGGUAGAUAAGUUGACCGAUCCUGCAGCUUGGCUGGAGGCUACUUUGGAGGUUGUGUUCUCCCUACAGCUGGGUAUAGGUGCAGUGCUAAGCUACGGAUCCUACAACAAGUUCAACCAGAAUAUUGUCAGGGAUGCAAUUAUAGGUCAAGGAAUGUGGCUGCUGGGAGUAACAGCUCUGGAGUCUGCAAUAUCAAGUUUAUCCUAUGGCUGGCUCUGGGGGGGACUUCUCUUUGUUCUCAUAGUUCUAGUUUGUAUAUCUUCCAUCUUUGGAUAUCUGGAGGUUAUGACUGGAAGUAUUGUGGCAAUUCGACCUUCACUCAUUCCGUACAGGCCACUCAUUACAUUCCUUAUCCUCGUGGUCUUCUUUCUACUGGAUAUAUUCAUGACUACUCAGGGAGGAAUAAAUGUUUACCACCUGGUGAAUACAUAUAUAGCCACCUGGCCCCAGCUCCUUAUUGUACUGCUAACUGUACUGCCUGCUGUACUCUGCCAUGGAACCAGAAAUAUGAUGAAGGAUUUAUCCGAGAUGAGUAAAGUAUGUUUUCAUCAUUUUGUAACAUCUCAAGAGUUUAGGAAACGGAGGAGCAUGUUAAUAAACGGUUGA